Fukomys damarensis (Damara mole-rat) is the source of this 6700-nucleotide messenger RNA. It is a transcript of the gene Pitpnm3, whose product is annotated as PITPNM family member 3. Bases 1 to 2982 code for a protein of 993 amino acids. The record is from RefSeq and is a predicted model, not a curated record. Gene Ontology annotation, cellular component: cytoplasm. The transcript is spliced from 21 exons. Gene Ontology annotation, molecular function: phosphatidylcholine intramembrane carrier activity; phosphatidylinositol binding; phosphatidylinositol transfer activity. Gene Ontology annotation, biological process: phospholipid transport. NCBI's taxonomy places the organism in Eukaryota, Metazoa, Chordata, Mammalia, Rodentia, Bathyergidae.
AUGGCAGUGCCCAAUUCCACCCGUCGCUGCCCAUGGUCCCUCUUGGACUCCACAUCCACCUCUCCCUGUUGGACUGCAGGUGGCCCUUCCCCGGGCGGCGGUGCCCCCUGGCACCUUCGGAAUGUCCUUAGCGAUUCAGUGGAGAGCUCAGAUGAUGAAUUCUUUGAUGCUAGAGAGGAGAUGGCAGAAGGGAAGAAUGCCAUCCUCAUUGGAAUGAGCCAGUGGAAUUCAAAUGACCUGGUGGAACAGAUUGAGACCAUGGGGAAGCUAGAUGAGCAUCAAGGAGAAGGGGCCACAAUGUGCACAUCGAGCGUCCUCCAGGAGAAGCAGCGAGAACUGUACCGGGUGUCCUUGAGAAGACAAAGGCUCCCAGCCCAAGGAAGCAUCGAGAUCCAUGAAGACCAUGAGGAAGGCUGCUCUCAGCGCUCCUGUAAGACACACGUGCUCCUGCUGGUGCUGCACGGUGGCAACAUCCUGGACACAGGCUCAGGGGACCCCUCCUGCAAGGCGGCCGACAUCCACACCUUCAGCUCUGUCCUGGAGAAGGUCAUUCGCGCCCACUUCCCCGCUGCCCUGGGCCACAUCCUCAUCAAGUUCGUCCCCUGUCCUGCCAUCUGCUCUGAGGCUUUCUCACUCGUCUCUAACCUGAACCCCUACAGCCACGACGAGGGCUGCCUCAGCAACAGCCAGGACCACGUCCCCCUGGCUGCCCUGCCCCUGCUCGCCAUCUCCUCCCCGCAGUACCAGGACGCUGUUGCCACAGUCAUUGAGAGAGCCAAUCAGGUGUACAGCGAGUUCCUCAAGUCUUCUGAUGGGAUUGGAUUCAGUGGGCAGGUGUGCCUCAUUGGGGACUGUGUGGGCGGCCUCCUGGCCUUCGAUGCCAUCUGCUACAGUGCAGGGCCCUCAGGUGACAGCCCAGGCAGCAGCAGCCGGAAGGGGAGCAUCAGCAGCACUCAGGACACCCCAGUGCUGGUGGAGGAAGACUGCAGCCUGGCCAGCAGCAAGCGGCUCAGCAAAAGCAACAUUGACAUCUCCAGUGGGGUAGAGGAGGAAGAGCCCAAGAGGCCAUUGCCACGGAAACAGAGCGACUCCUCUACCUAUGACUGUGAGGCCAUCACCCAGCAUCAUGCCUUCCUCUCAAGCAUCCACUCCAGUGUGCUCAAGGAUGAGGCCGAGCUCUCUGCUGCUGGAGGGCCCCAGCUGCCUGAGGUCAGCCUGGGCCGCUUUGACUUCGAUGUGUCUGACUUCUUCCUCUUCGGCUCACCCCUGGGCCUGGUCCUGGCCAUGCGGAGGACGGUGCUGCCUGGGCUAGACGGUUUCCAGAUACGUCCUGCCUGCAGCCAGGUCUACAGCUUCUUCCAUUGUGCAGACCCCUCGGCCUCACGGCUCGAGCCUCUGCUGGAGCCCAGGUUCCACCUGGUGCCUCCUGUCAGUGUGCCCCGCUACCAGAGGUUCCCACUGGGUGACGGACAGUCUCUCCUCUUGGCUGAUGCCCUGCACACCCACAGCCCCCUGUUCCUGGAGGGAAGCUCCCAGGAGAGCCCCGCGCUUCUGGAUGCCCCUGCUUCACCCCCUCAAGCCCCAAGGUUCCAGCGUGCAGGACGGAGGAUGAGCGAGGGCAGCUCCCACAGUGACAGCUCAGAGUCCUCCGACAGCCUGGCACCUGUGGGUGCCUCCCGCAUCACGGCCAAAUGGUGGGGAACCAAGCGGAUCGACUAUGCUCUCUACUGCCCUGAUGUCCUCACCGCCUUCCCCACCGUGGCCCUGCCCCAUCUCUUCCACGCCAGCUACUGGGAGUCCACAGACGUGGUUGCCUUCAUCCUGAGACAGGUGAUGCGCUAUGAGAGUGUGAGCGUCAAGGAGAGCACUGGCCUGGACCCCGCAGCGCUGAGCCCUACCAACCCUCGCGAGAAGUGGCUUCGCAAGCGGACCCAGGUCAAACUGCGGAACGUCACUGCUAAUCACCGCGCCAACGAUGUGAUUGCUGCCGAAGACGGCCCCCAGGUCCUGGUGGGGCGCUUCAUGUAUGGGCCUCUUGACAUGGUGGCUCUGACUGGAGAGAAGGUGGACAUCCUGGUGAUGGCGGAGCCAUCCUCAGGCCGCUGGGUGCACCUGGACACGGAGAUCACCAACAACAGCGGUCGGGUCACGUACAACGUGCCCCGGCCACGGCGCUUGGGGAUCGGCGUCUAUCCUGUGAAGAUGGUCGUCAGGGGUGACCAGACCUGUGCGAUGAGCUACCUCACGGUGCUUCCCCGGGGCAUGGAGUGUGUGGUGUUCAGCAUCGAUGGGUCCUUUGCGGCCAGCGUGUCCAUCAUGGGCAGUGACCCCAAGGUCCGGCCGGGCGCAGUGGAUGUGGUGCGGCACUGGCAGGACCUGGGAUACAUGAUCCUUUACAUCACGGGGCGGCCGGACAUGCAGAAGCAGCGGGUGGUGUCGUGGCUGUCCCAGCACAACUUCCCACAGGGCAUGAUCUUCUUCUCCGAUGGGCUGGUGCAUGACCCACUGCGGCAGAAGGCCAUCUUCCUCCGCAACCUCAUGCAGGAGUGCUUCAUCAAAAUCAGUGCUGCCUAUGGCUCCACCAAGGACAUCUCCGUCUACAGCGUGCUGGGCCUGCCAGCUUCCCAGAUAUUCAUUGUGGGCCGGCCCACCAAGAAGUACCAAACCCAGUGCCAGUUCCUGAGUGAAGGCUACGCCGCGCACCUGGCCACGCUGGAGGCCAGCCAUCGCUCCCGCCCCAAGAAGAACAACUCGCGCAUGAUCCUGCGCAAGGGCAGCUUCGGGCUCCACGCGCAGCCCGAGUUCCUGCGCAAGCGCAACCACCUGCGCAGGACCCUGUCGGUGCAGCAGCCAGACCCGCCGACCGUCAACCCCAAGCCUGAGCGGGCCCAGAGCCAGCCCGAGUCCGACAAAGACCAUGAGCGGCCGCUGCCCGCGCUCAGCUGGGCGCGUGGUCCCCCCAAAUUCGAGUCGGUGCCCUGAGAGGCGGGCGGUACUCAGAGCAUUGGGGCAACCAGGCUGCCUGCAGGGACGGGAGGGCUGCCUUCUCCCCGACACAGGCGUUUUCCUGCUUUUUCCCUCCCAUGUCUGUCCAGCCGUGUCUGACCCGAGCGGGGAGGGACCCUGCUGGCCUUGGGGGAGCUCUUGGGGCUGCGACAGGGUGAAAUCCGGGGGUCUCAGAGCUGCUGCCGCUGCUGCCUCCCCACGCAGGGACGGCAAGCCCUAGUCAGGGCUUUGUGUCAUCCUGCGGCCAAGCCUGCCGGAGCCCAGUGUUCUAGCAGAGUCGACCCUCUUUUUGAGUCCCCAGGCUCCGUGGCUAGGCUAGGCGAGCUCUACUGGGAGAAGCCCCCAGCCCGGGGAUCAACAGCCGCUGGCAGGUGCUGCCUCUUGGCUGUCUUGUGGAGGAGCGAGUGGCAUUUGUGCCCGCCCUCCUUGUGAUAUCCCUAUCUUAUGGCAAAGUGGUCACUUUCUAGGAGUGAGAGGAUGUCCCGCGGGUCCAUCCUAGUAUGUGGUGUCUGUCUUCAGCCCUGGAAGCCGGAUCUGGUGCUGACGGUCUGUCCUCCUGCAGCUGUCCUUUGUCCCUCACUCUUGUCCUCAGUGUCCUCACCGUUCUCCAGUGGCCCUUGAGGACAGGUUCCUCUUCCAGGAUCCCUGCUUUUUGGUCCUCUCCUAUGAGGCUACAGUCUUGGGUUUUGGCCCAGCUGGACUGGCUGUGUGCCCUUGAGUCUGCUGCUCACCAUCUCUGGACCUGGCUUUCCUUCUGGGAUUGGGAGGGGGUCCACCCCCUAGCUGAGAUGGGUGCAAGUUUUUGACUCAGGCUGUCCUGAACUUCUGACCUUGAGAUUUUUCAGCGUGCACGUUAUAAGGUGCCCCUUCCACACAGUCUCACUGAAGGGUUCUGGGUGGGCCGGGGGAGGAACUCUUGGCCCAGCACCCCAGAGGAAGCCUCUGUUCCAUGGGGAGCCACAGCAGGCUUGUUUUGCACUGACACCCAAAUGGGGCAUUCCAGGGACAGGAGUCCCCCAGAGGGUAGUGAUCUGGCCUCCCACCUCCGGCUCUGAUCAGACCUAUUCCCCUGUUGGUUUCUGGAAGGCACAGAGUUGAGAUAGCAGGGCCUAUCAUGGGGGCUUCAUGGAAUUUUGGCUCAAACUUGUACUCCUUCCCUUCCGGCUACCACUUAGCUUGGUUUGAGCCUCUAGCCUCCCCUGGGUUGUUGCCUUGAGGGUGCAGGGCUUGGCUCUCCUGGGGCCCCUCAAAGUCUGCCCAGGUCCUCCUGCUACUGAGCCCCUGGCCCAGGCAGGGUGUCCUGCACCUGCCUCUGCUCCCCACCCAGGCUCACACCUGUGGUGGGGCUGUCCCAAGCUGCCUCUGUGCCCCCAUGGGCUGCCCCUGAGGCUGGCCCUAGCUCUGUCAGCCGGGCUGCCCCAGGGCCCAGACAUCUGUAUACACAGCAGGCACCUGUGUGAGCUCAGUGUCGCUUCUGCUCACUGUCUACCUCUUGCAGCUCCCCUACAGCCCGCGGCGGCUGCUUCUGGGGGGCAGUUGGCAUCAUUGUAGUGAAUCGCCUUGGCAACCUGGGCACCCUGCUGGGGCCGGAGGGGUCUGGGCCCUCAGACCCCACCCCCGCACCUUCUCCAGCCUGCCAGAUACUGCCGCCUUUGCCCAACCCACCUUCCAGCUCUUGUAAUCCCCUUUCAGCCCUGCAUCCUGUGUCCGAGCCCCAUGAGGCUGCGGGGGACGGGGGCUCGGCCACUGCUUCCUCUGUGGUUGUCUCUGGCAGUUUGCACAGGCUCACCCCCCCUUUAACACGGCGUGGUUCUUGACUCCCUCUUGGCACCAGCUCCUCAGCAUAGCCACUUUGUUCCUAACCCUUUCUACUCCUUCCCCCCAAAAUAUCUUGAUUUAAACUUGAGCGGAGUUACUUUCUAAUUUUUGGAUGCUCCAUCAUUUCCUUUUUGUGGGAGUCACUGACGUGUCACUUUCAAAUGAUGAGAUAAUUAGCGUGAGACCCUUUCCCCCAGGUAGGUUCCCUCCUCCCUUUCUGAGAUCCCCCUGGCUGGGGAGUGGGGUGAAUGGGAGGGGGAGCACCCACUUGUGAGCUGGGGUCCCCAGGGAGGUGGGAGUCAGUGACCAGGGCUCUGUGCUUCCGGAGGUUAGAACUGAGACACAGGACCCGGCAGGAAGGCUACCACCCCUUCCUUUGCCGGAACCCCAUAUCGGGACUUUGGCGGCUCCCGCACAAGAUGCUCGCGGUGUACAGGGAUAUAUUGUGAACCGAACACCCUCCGAGCUGUAGUCGGUGUGUGUGAAUGUGUGUGUACUUGCAGUUCUGUUUAGUCUCAGUAUUGCCUUUUCAGCAACCGUUUCCCCCAUACGCACUUUCUAUACUAGUGGUGUGUUCAGUUUUGUCUGGUAAGUCAGAGACAAAAAGAACUGAGCUCUUGUUCUCUGGAGGGACUGCUGUAGCCUCUCUUCCAGUAGUUCCGUGACCCCCAAUCCAGCUGUUUUUAGACUCCUAGCUCCUGGUGUGCCUGCUAUCUAGCAGCUGGAAAACAGAUCUUCCCGCCUGACUAGAGCUCCUUACUUUUCCCGAGGCAUGUUUGUUCUUCCCCACGCAGUGGCUGUGCUGGCUGAGGGCCUGCCUGCCACCUGCCUUCCUCUAUCACUUGCCCUCUUGGGGGUUCAGGGUGCAUCUUUUGCCAGGGCCUGCUCUUCCAGCAUCAUGGUUUUUUCCCUAAAGAUCUUGACUCCUCUAUGAAGCACCGCACACUGUUUAAAAAAGUUUCUUUGUGCAUUUGGAUGAAGAGCCUUUCUGUCUGAGUGCUGGCUACAGCAACUGUGUCUGAACUCCAGUGGGAGUAUUUUUUGGGGUGGCUCUCUGAAAGAGGGGAGGCAGGAUCCCAGGGUUUUUAAACUGUACUUUUUUUUCCACUUUGAAGCCCAUACCCGUGCCCCAGAAGUGUCCUGCUGACAAAAUAUCCACCAAUCUUUAAAUGAAAUCAGAUUCCACCUGUGGUAGGUGGAUCUGGCCCAGAGAUGGCACCAGUUUUCACCUGGUUUGGGUGCAGCCCUGCCUAGGAGGGGAGCCCUGACUGGGAGGGAGCCUUGUAGUAGAGCCUGCCUUAAACAACCAACUUUUCAGCAGAAUCCCAGGGGGUCUGUGUGCCAAGUGCUCUGGAGACCUAUUUUCUUUGGCUCAGUCAAAAACCCCCAUGCAUCCUCAUGGGCCUGGGGAAUUUUCAGUAUCUGAAUUAGGGUUAAGUCCAGGCAGUGAUGCCUGGCUGGGUUCUGCUCUCCUUGCUAAGAAACCAACAGGAUGUUUGGCAGGAUAGUCAAGAGUUGGACUUCAGUCUGUUUGGGACACAGGAGAGGCAGGUGACACCAAGGAGGGACAGGCCAGAGAAGGGCGGCUCAUGCAUGGGGACCCCCACCUUCGGACCCCGCUAUCCCUUUGUUUGUAUACUCAGUGGUGGCAGCCAGUCUGCCCUUGUCUGUAGUCUGACUGUUCCUAAGUGUAUAACUUUCAGUAUUCUGUGAUGGGUGAUUCUAUUCUGGAAAAGGUUUAUUAUAUUCCUAUGGCUGCCUUGUACAAAAUCCGUUAGAAAGAACAUGUAAAAUAUCAGAUUUCUAACAUGACAAAACAGCAUUAUGGAGUUAAAAGAUUUUUACAACUGGUCUUGAUUUUGAUGUGAGCUGGUUU